Messenger RNA from Penaeus vannamei (Pacific white shrimp), 834 nucleotides. The record is from RefSeq and is a predicted model, not a curated record. Lineage: Eukaryota; Metazoa; Arthropoda; Malacostraca; Decapoda; Penaeidae.
AUGCUGAAGGCGGAGGCGAUACAGGAGGACAAGGACGUCUACUUCAGGUGUUCCGUCACAGCCAACCCCAAAGUGUACAAGAUCAUGUGGUACCAUAAUGACGAACUGGUCAAGCCCGACCGUUCUGCCGGAGUCCUGGUAUCCGACGACCACCUCGUCCUCCAGAAGGUGCACCGGCGCUGGAGUGGGACCUUCAUCUGCCGCGCCUCCAAUGUCGUGGGAGACGCCACUUCGAACCCCCUCUCGAUCACUGUCCGAUACGCCCCUCUCUGCUCCUCCUCGACCACGGGCGUGUACAGGGUCGCCCUCGGAGAUGAGAUAACCCUUCCGUGUCGAGUGUUAGCUCACCCUCCAAACGUCACUUUCUCGUGGACGUUCAUGAACUCCUUGACUGAGCAUGAACGCGUGGCAGGGGAGAGAGUCACAUGGAAGGGUCUUGAGUCGAGGCUGCGGUACCUGCCAGAGAAGACUCAGGAUUAUGGCACCUUGCACUGCUGGGCGAGCAAUGCCGUCGGGAACCAGAAGGAGCCCUGUGUCUUCACCGUCAAGCCUGCAGGUGUCCCCUCAGCCCCCCUCAACUGCACGGUCAGCAAUCAAACCUGGGAAAGCGUCGAGGUGACCUGUGGUGACCUGCCUUCCGUCUACGGGUCACGGCCAGGUCAAGGUCACAGCGGGGUCACAGGGGGAGCGGGGGGAGGUCACGGGCCGGUCCUGUUGCCUACCCCAAGCGCCCCAGCUGAGUUGCAAGACGCUGACAAACCAAGAUAUCUGGUGACGGUGCACGAGAGGCUGUCCAAGGCUGUGACGCAUAAUUUCUCAGGCUUAAUGUUCUAA